Sciurus carolinensis (gray squirrel) is the source of this 1703-nucleotide messenger RNA. RefSeq names its product RRAD and GEM like GTPase 1 (gene Rem1). The record is from RefSeq and is a predicted model, not a curated record. The coding region runs from base 318 to 1286 and encodes 322 amino acids. The transcript has 5 exons. Gene Ontology annotation, biological process: negative regulation of high voltage-gated calcium channel activity. NCBI's taxonomy places the organism in Eukaryota, Metazoa, Chordata, Mammalia, Rodentia, Sciuridae. Gene Ontology annotation, molecular function: GTPase activity; GTP binding; calcium channel regulator activity. Gene Ontology annotation, cellular component: plasma membrane.
CCGGGCGGGGCGGGCCGGGCCUGAGGGGCUGCGCGCUGAGGAGGGUGUACAGCCUGGAGCACCCAGCGGCCGAGGCGGCGGGGACGAGGACCCCUCCCCACGCCGAGGUGAACUUACCCUGGGCCUGAAGCCAGAAAACCCCAUCCCAAAAAGCACCUCUGCUUCCUCCCAUUUAAGCAAGAGGGGACCCUGGAGGAAGCCUUCUCAACAGCUCAUCCGGACCCUACAGAAGGAGGGGCUCAAAGCAACUGCCCAUCCCUGCUUCUUUCAGGAGGACGGAAGGAAGAAGGAGUGAGCAAAGCCCUUCCCUACCAAGGAUGACAUUAAACACCCAGCAGGAAGCAAAGACCCCCUUGCGCAGGAGAGCCAGCACUCCACUCACCCUGUCAUCCCGGGGCCACCAGCCUGGCCGCCUAUGCACAGCAACCCCCAGUCCAUCCCAGCAUCCCCGGUUGGGCCAAUCAGCCUCCCUCAACCCUCCUGCCCGGAAACCUUCACCUGCCCCAGAUGGUUGGUCCUCGGAAUCCAGCGACUCCGAAGGCUCCUGGGAAGCCCUCUACCGGGUGGUGCUGCUUGGAGAUCCUGGUGUAGGGAAGACCAGCCUGGCCAGCCUCUUUGCUGGGAAACAAGAGCGGGACCACCAUGAACAGCUGGGAGAAGAUGUGUAUGAGAGGACCCUCACGGUGGAUGGCGAGGACACCACACUGGUGGUCAUGGACACCUGGGAGGCCGAGAAACGGACCAGACCAGCCUCCUUCUCAGCCAGGGCCAGGCGCCCUCUGAGGAUGGGCCUUGGGGUCCCUCCCAUACAGGAUGAAAGCUGGAGCCAGGAGUCGUGCCUACAGGUGGGCAGCGCCUACGUGAUCGUGUACUCCAUCGCGGAUCGCGGCAGCUUCGAGAGUGCCUCUGAGCUCCGCAUCCAGCUGCGGCGCACACACCGUGCGGACCACGUGCCCAUCAUCCUCGUGGGCAACAAGGCGGACCUGGCCCGCUGCCGGGAAGUCUCCGUGGAAGAGGGCCGCGCCUGCGCCGUGGUGUUCGACUGCAAGUUCAUCGAGACGUCAGCUACUCUGCAGCACAACGUGGCCGAGCUCUUCGAGGGCGUGGUGCGGCAGCUGCGCUUGCGUCGCCGAGACAGCUCCGCCCAGGAGCCCCCUGCACCUCGAAGGAGGGCUAGCCUUGGCCAGCGCGCACGCCGCUUCUUGGCACGCCUAACUGCCCGCAGCGCCCGACGCCGGGCACUCAAGGCCCGCUCCAAGUCCUGCCACAACCUGGCGGUACUCUGAGACCACCCACCCUUCUGGGGUUGAGGGACAUUGGGUACAUUCUGGGCUCCACUGACGCCACCGAGGGGCAAGGUUGCAGUUGCAUGGAGUUGGCAUCAAAGACCUUUCCUAUCCGCUGCCCUGAUGGCAGAGCUUCGAGGACACUUCAACUCCGAGGAAGCAAUGGACAGACUAUGGGGCCAGAGUCUCAAGCUGAACAUAAAGUAGAAAAAAAAAUUUUUUUUUUUUUUUACAUGGUGGUUGCGUUUUUUGUGAAAAUCUUUCUUGUCCCUGGGCAACCCUCAAAAACCCCCCACAAUAAACCUGACCAGUGUGAUGCCCAGAAGGCUCUUCCAGGUGUCUCCACCUCCUGCACGCCUAUCUACACAGACUGUAGACUGAUUUAGCCUGCUGGCCUGGGUGUCAAUAAAGUCAUUG